AUGGAUGUCAUGCAGACAAGUGACUCUUCACAUCAUGGAAUUGUAGAAAAUAGCCCAUAUAGAAUCCCUUAUGGAAGACAUGCAGGUGGUGGCAAACUUGGUAAUUCAUGGUAUUUUAGUAGAAAAGAAAUAGAAGAAAACUCCGUUUCAAGGAAAGAUGGCAUUGAUCUGAAGAAGGAGUCUUAUUUUCGCAAGGCAUACUGCACUUUUCUGCAGGAUUUUGGGAUGAGGCUUCAAGUGCCUCAAGUUACGAUUGCUACAGCUAUAGUGUUCUGUCAUCGUUUUUUCCUUCGCCAAUCUCAUGCAAAAAAUGACAGGCAGACAAUUGCAACAGUUUGUAUGUUCUUGGCGGGAAAAGUUGAAGAAACCGUCAGACCUCUAAGGGAUGUCGUAGUCCUUUCCUAUGAGAUCAUCAACAAAAAGGAUCCUGCCGCUUUUCAGCGAAUUAGGCAGAAGGAAGUAUAUGAACAACAGAAGGAACUUAUUUUACUUGGGGAACGUGUUGUUCUUGUAACACUUGGUUUUGACUUGAACAUCCAACAUCCGUACGAGCCCUUGGUCGAAGCAAUAGGUAGAUUCAAGGUUGCUCAAAGUGCACUUGCUCAAGUUGCCUGGAACUUUGUCAACGAUGGGCUCCGUACUUCACUUUGCCUUCAAUUUAAGCCCCACCAAAUUGCUGCUGGUGCAAUAUUCAUGGCUGCGAAAUUUCUCAAAAUCAAGCUUCCAUCAGGUGGUCAGAAGGUCUGGUGGCAAGAGUUUGAUGUUACCCCACGGCACUUGGAAGAGAUUAGCAACCAAAUUUUGGAGCUCUACGAGCAAAAUAUUGUUGCGCCACCACCAUUGCAAGGAAAUGAUACUGAAAGGAGCCCUGCUAGUGUUCCUAAUCAACGUGCUCCUGGAAAAGCUCCUACUGCCCAUGAACCUCAAGCAUCCAGACAAUUGAGCCAUCAAAAUGUGCCAGGCCACCAUAGCUAUGACCAUGCCCAUCCUGAGAAGCAACACCCGAGGACACCUCAGAAUGAAGCAAGGGAUAGCGUUGUCAAUAGCAACGAUGGCCCCAAAAUAUCAUCCUCAAUGAUGGAUGCAAUGAGGAAGAUAGACAAGGAUAAAGUGAAAGCAGCCCUGGAGAAGCGGAGGAAAUCUAAAGGUGAUGUUCCUAGAAAGGUUGACAUCAUGGAUGAUGAUGAUCUGAUCGAGAGGGAGCUGGAACAUGGUGUGGAGUUGGCUGCUGAAGGUGAGAAGAUCAAGCAGGAGAGAAGGCAAAGCUGGCCCCAUCCUGCACACAGGGAGGAUUCACUAAAGGCUGUUUGCAUGAUCAAAAAUACGGAGGAGGGCGAGCUGUCCACUGACAGGCAAGGGCACUGCUCCCCAGACCGGAACUGGAACUACGAUCGUGGUGAAAGGGACAUUAAAAGGCUAAGGUCAUGA
This is a messenger RNA of Miscanthus lutarioriparius, 1428 nucleotides long. The record is from the annotation of a GenBank genome assembly. Lineage: Eukaryota; Viridiplantae; Streptophyta; Magnoliopsida; Poales; Poaceae.